This is a messenger RNA of Drosophila biarmipes, 3229 nucleotides long. RefSeq names its product zinc finger protein 668 (gene D19A). Bases 145 to 2685 code for a protein of 846 amino acids. The record is from RefSeq and is a predicted model, not a curated record. The transcript is spliced from 2 exons. Gene Ontology annotation, cellular component: nucleus. Gene Ontology annotation, molecular function: DNA-binding transcription factor activity, RNA polymerase II-specific; zinc ion binding; RNA polymerase II cis-regulatory region sequence-specific DNA binding. Gene Ontology annotation, biological process: regulation of DNA-templated transcription. NCBI's taxonomy places the organism in Eukaryota, Metazoa, Arthropoda, Insecta, Diptera, Drosophilidae.
AUUGCCCACUCGCCCGAUUGCCAGUCGACGAGUAUACAAUUUUUUCUGUGUCAAUAUUAUUUUAUUGCUUGCUGCCCGGGGAGAGACGCAAAAAACAAUUGAAAACCGCCCCGAUCCGCAGUGCCGAUUGCGAGUGAAAGCAAGAUGAACGAGGGCAGGCAGUACUCGAUCCACAGCCUGUGCAGGAUCUGCCUGAACCACCUGCAGAACGACGCCGCCUACGAUUUGUAUCUGGUGCCAGGACUCUCCAAGAAGCUCUGCUUCUGCACAUCCCUGUCCGUGGAGCAGAACGACGGCUUCCCGAAGAACCUGUGCACCCUGUGCUACACCAAGCUGAACGAGCUGCACGACUUUCAGAGGCAGUGCGUCGACUCAGUGCAAAAGUUCCAGGACCUGGUGGCCAGCAAUGUCUUCACCUGCCAGAGCAACUUCGACGUCCUGGAUCCCAAUGUUGCCGUGCAGGACUACCAGGGCGAGGAAGAGGACCACGUCAACUAUGAUCCCCUGCUGAACCACAAGAUGGAGCUGAUCGAGAACGAGGAGGAUGUCUUCAAGAUGCUGGAGCACGUCGACAAGGAGGCCGAGGAGGUGGAGAACGGAACCAAGGUGGAGGAGGAUGACAAGGCCAACGUCUCCAUCAAGAUGUUCGACGAAGAAUCCUCCAUCGAGAGCGGCAACGACAACGACCACGACCUGGACUUCGAGCCGAACAGCAGCGAUGAUGACAUUCCGCUGGCCCAGCGCAUGCGGGGACCAGCUACCGGACCAGGAUCCAGCUCGGCCAGCCAAAACAAACCCAAACCGAAGCCCAGGGGACGACCCAAGAAGAUAAAGCCGCCGCCACCGGACGAGGAGGAAAUAAGCGGCUCUUCGUCCGAGUCGGAUGACUCCGAGGACGGCAAUUCGCGCGGAGACAAACCGAAGAGGAAGCGCAUCCCAAUCGAGGAGCGCCACUUGCACCGCAUCAUCGACUGCCACAUCUGCCACCAGAAGUUCAAGAAGGCCAUCCGCUACGAGGAGCACAUGAAGUACCACAACGACCUGCUGCCCUUCCAGUGCAAGGUGGAGACCUGCAAGAAAGGUUUCACCACCGCCAACGGGCUGCGCAUCCACAUCGACCACGCCCACACGGAGCUGUCCGAGGUACAUGCCUGCAUCGCCGAGGGCUGCGGCAAGACCUUCCCGCGCGUCCGCCUACUGACCUUCCACAUGAAGAAGGUCCACGGCAUUACCAAGGCGGCGGCCCCGCUGCGCGACUUCCCCUGUCCGGAAUGCGACACUGUCUUCCGCUGCCCCACGGCGCUGAAGAAGCACAUGUACAAGCACACGGGUGAGGAGCUGCCGUACCCAUGCAACAUCUGCGGCAAGCGGUUUGUGAUCAACAGUGCUUUAAGGGAUCACCUAAUGCGACAUGCGGGCAUCAAGAACCACGUGUGCCCCUACUGCGGAGUGGGCAAGACGACGCGACAGGAGUGGAACGCCCACAUUCUUACACACACCAAGGAGAAGAAGUUUAAGUGCCGGCAGUGCGACCACGCCUCGCACAACAAACAGGCUCUGUCCAAUCACGUCAAGGUGGUGCACGAGAAGCGCAAGGACUUCGCCUGCCAGUACUGCGGCAAGACCUUCGGCAAGAGCCACGCCUGCAAGGUACACGAGAGGAGCCACACCGGAGAGAAGUGCUGCGAGUGCAAGAUCUGCGGCAAGAUUUUCCUUUGCGAGAAGAGCCUCACCAAGCAUUUGAAGACACACGAGAAACGGGAUCUGCCGCCGGCGGAGCCCCUUCGCCAGCAGCUCAACAUUCCCAUGCCCGGCCAGAUGCCCGGUCAGAUGCCUGGGCAGAUGCCGGGCCAGAUGCCCAUGCAAAUGCAGGCCGAUGGUUUGGUUCCGAUGGACCCCAAUCAGAUGCCCAAUGAGGACAUGCUUAAGGCGUGCGGCGGCGGGCCCGCUGCAGUGCCUCCCAAGCCGAAGAACUCACGACGCGUCCAACGGGUGGACAUCUCCCAAUUGGCCGGCACCGCAGUGAAUCCCAUACCUUCCGUCUCCGUGCCCUCGUGGUCGCCGCAGGUGAACUUCACCAAGAAAGAGGGACAGCACAUCUGUCCCGGCUGCGGACGUGGCUUUAACAACAUUGGAAACAUGAAACUCCACUACAAGAUCAUCCACGAAAAGGUCAAGGACUUCGCCUGUCGGUUCUGCCCCAAGAGAUUCUCCAAGGCGCAGAUUCUGCGCCACCACGAGUGGAUCCACACCGGGGAGAAGCCCUUCGAGUGCAAGCUGUGCGGCAAGCACUUCCGCCAGGAGACGGCGCUCAAGAAGCACAUCAAGACGCACGAGAAGCCCAACAGGAGGCACGUGCCCGAGCGCAGUGCGCCCACCCAGAUCACGUUCCGCAAGCUGGAGCCGGAUGCCGAGCCGCGGAACUUCGACCAGUACCAGGAUCCGGCGGUGGAGCGGGCGGCGGCCACAGCCGAGCUGCUGGCGCACCAGCUGGAGGAGAACGAGGCCAAGCGGAAGGCGGACAUCGAGCGGCAGAAGAUCGCGGCGGCGGCCUGCGAGCAGCUGACGAAGCUGCAGCAGCAGCAGGAGAUUAUGAAGGCCACCACCUCGUACGAUGGCUACUACGCGCAGAAGGCCCAGGCCGAGGGCACCAGCAUGGACGCCCUGAAGAUAGACCAUGUCUAGGCCCCGGGGUCGGCCCCUCUUUACACAUAUAUACACUAGCGACAUAUGUAUCCACUUCUUCAGCAGCUGUCACUGUCCGGAAAGUUUUAGGCAUGCCUCAAAUUGCUCUCUAGCUGGAUCAGAUUGUAGGUUUACGAACACUCUUAAUUACUCGAGUACAUAUUACAAUAUGAACACUUCUUAUUUUUACAUACGUUUAUACAUACAUGCAAUAUAUGUACUUUGUUUUCCGUAUAAUGUCUCCCGUGCUUACUUAGAGUAAUGGAUUAAAAAUAAUAUACAUAGCGCCAUUGGAGUUUGCUUUUAGUGGGAGGGACUCUCACGAGCACUUGGCAAUACCAGUGAUUCUUACUAAUAUUAAUGUGAAAUCUUUUUUUAGCCCAGAAGAACAUUACCCUUGAAACCCUAAGUUGAACUUAAGUUAAGUGAUUUAUUAGUUACACAGAUUAUUUUGAACAAAGUUUUACAAAUAUUAUGUAUGUCUUCAAUUUAGAUGAAUAAACAUUUUAUAAAGCCAAUAUCGAAAAUAUUUCGAAAACUUCAA